UAUUUGUUAGCUGAGUUUGUUUUCAAUUUUGUUGCUAUAAUUGACGAGAAUUCAAGAAAAUCUCAGACUUUUCCCCAGCAAAGCAAAGCAAAGCAAACCCCAGGCCCCAAGAACGGAACACUUUGCAUAUUUAUGGACUCAUCAAGAAUCUCUCUCCGGGCGUUCCAACUCUCCGAUGCCGACGACCUCCUGAAAUGGGCAAGCGACGACAAAGUGACCCAUUUUCUCAGAUGGAACCCCAUCACCUCCAAACAACAAGCCCUCAAGUAUAUCCAGGAGGUCGCCAUACCUCAUCCAUGGCGGCACUCCAUAUGCUUGGACGGCCGUUCAAUUGGGUACAUUUCAGUCAAGCCGGAAGCCGGAAAUGAUAGGCACAGAGCCCAUCUUGGCUAUGCAAUUGGCUCUUGUUAUUGGGGCCAAGGGAUUGUGACCAUGGCACUCAAGAUGGCCAUUCCUGUUGUGUUCAGAGAUUUCCCCUUCCUUGUGAGGCUGGAGGCUUUGGUGGAGCCUGAAAAUUUUGGGUCUCAAAGGGUUCUUGAAAAAAUUGGGUUUGUAAAAGAAGGCUUUUUGAGAAAGUAUGGGUUCAACAAGGGUGGGAUUAGAGAUAUGUUCAUCUAUAGUUUCUUGUCCGGUGAUAAGGUUCUCUGAAGAUUUAGGUGAGCUUUUAAGGAUGUAACAAACAUUGUGUAUAUGUCAAAAAAAUAUACAAUUAAAAGAAUUUGAGAUUUUUGCA
Messenger RNA from Ipomoea nil (Japanese morning glory), 733 nucleotides. RefSeq lists its product as uncharacterized. The transcript has a single exon. Gene Ontology annotation, molecular function: acyltransferase activity, transferring groups other than amino-acyl groups. NCBI's taxonomy places the organism in Eukaryota, Viridiplantae, Streptophyta, Magnoliopsida, Solanales, Convolvulaceae. The record is from RefSeq and is a predicted model, not a curated record. The coding region runs from base 133 to 648 and encodes 171 amino acids.